GCAACAGAAGUAGCAUCGCCACCACUACCAUCAUCAUCAUCAUCAUUAUUAUUAUUGGCAAUUGGAAUAGUAGCAGCAUCAAUAGCACGUGCCUGUAUGAACUUGUGGCACGAGUAGAAAAUUUUUUAAAGAGUCAUACGAGACAACCCCCAUCGUCUAUUUAAGCUUCGGUGGGUCAAUCGGCCAGCGGCCGUCAUCCUGGGAGCUUUACCUCGGGUCGUGGUGCGAGCCCCUGAUCACCAUGGCGGAGAUAGUCACCGAACUGAAUAGCCUGCCGUCGACGACGAUGACAACGACGGCCACGAUUCCCGACAACGACGGCGCCGAGAGCGUACAAUUCUUCGAGGGUGUGGAAAAGCUCCUCGAGAUCUGGUUCACGAGCAGCGAUGGCAAGGACAGGCAACGAGACCUCAGGCAGAUACCCCGGCAAAAGUGGGAGUCCCUUUUGAAGAUCGUGCGCUGUGAAAUUAUUAGUUUUUGCCGAAACGACGUGAUUGACGCCUACGUUCUCAGCGAGAGCAGUAUGUUUGUGUCAAAGCGCAGACUCAUCUUGAAGACUUGCGGCACAACAACGCCAUUGCAGUGCCUGGAGACCCUCUUAGAUCUUGUUGAAAGUUACACCGGUUUUGACAAAGUCGAGGAUUUGUUCUAUUCGCGCAAGAAUUAUAAACGACCGGAAUUACAAAUAUCGCCGCAUCAAGCCUUUGAGGAAGAAGUUGCCUUAUUGGACACUUUCUUUCCUGAUGGCGAGGCCUACUGCUUGGGCUCGGAGGACAACGACUGUUGGUACCUCUACACCCUGAACCGGGAUAAGCGCUACCAGCCGCAGAACGGCGAGCGCGAGCCUGACCAGACUCUCGAGAUCCUAAUGACCCAUCUCGACCCGGAGGUCAUGGCCAUCUUUACCCGUGACAUCUGUUCGUCGGCGGCCGAGGCCACCCAAAAAUCCGGCAUCGACAGGCUCAUACCUAAUAUGCUGAUUGACGACUUCCUCUUCGAACCCUGCGGCUACUCCAUGAACGGUGUCUCCAAAAGCGGCAGCUACAUGACGAUCCACAUAACACCGGAGCCGGACUUCUCCUACGUGUCAUUCGAGAGCAACAUUCCGGAGGCCUCGUACGAGGAAGUGAUAGAGCGCGUUCUCAAGACCUUCAAGCCCGGCAAGUUCGUCGUGAGCAUCUUCGCGAACAAGGAGUCCGUGGCGGCGGACACGCCCCGUGAGCUCGAGCAGUCCGACUGCCUCGGGCUCGAGGCCGACUUUGUGCGUAGCGACGUCCAGUAUUGCCGCUUCAAAAAUUACGACCUCAUCUGCGCCUUCUACUCCAAGUUUCCGAGCUGAGGGUUCGUGGGCGCCUCGUCGCUGGCCGCCUGCAGCAGCGCAGGCCCCGACGGGGCGACCGCCGCGGCCCUACCCUCCUCCUCCUCCUCUGCCUCUCCUUCAUCAUCAUCAUCAUCAUCAUCAUCAUCAUC
This is a messenger RNA of Ceratosolen solmsi marchali, 1470 nucleotides long. It is a transcript of the gene SamDC, whose product is annotated as S-adenosylmethionine decarboxylase. NCBI's taxonomy places the organism in Eukaryota, Metazoa, Arthropoda, Insecta, Hymenoptera, Agaonidae. The transcript is spliced from 6 exons. The record is from RefSeq and is a predicted model, not a curated record. Bases 242 to 1339 code for a protein of 365 amino acids. Gene Ontology annotation, cellular component: cytosol. Gene Ontology annotation, biological process: spermine biosynthetic process; spermidine biosynthetic process. Gene Ontology annotation, molecular function: adenosylmethionine decarboxylase activity.